ACCGGUACUUCCUGCUUUGAGUACUCUACUAAGGGAGAGAGAGGAGACUUUUCUGUAUCCGAGCGCUGGGUGACCAUGAAAACACUUCAUGUGCUGCUAUCUGUCCUGCUGCUGCUGCCUCUCUCGGAAAGUAACAGAGAGCUGUUCACAGUGAAUGCACCGAGGAGGGUACAUGGAACAGUUGGAAGUGCUGUCGUUCUGCCUUGCUAUUUCACGUUCCCCUAUGCCAGCUACACUACCUUUGAGAUCACGGUCAUCUGGAAAAUAGGGGUGUUUUACACAGGGACAGUUCUCUUCAACGCAACAAACAGAGCCAAGGGUCAGGGGGAUUUUGAAAAUAUGGUUCAAACGAACAUUAAUGACCGGUACAGACUGGUUGGAGACCCCAGGAUUGGUAAUGCUUCAGUCGAGAUAAAAGAAGCCAGGCUGGAUGACACCAGCGAGUAUUUCUGUCGUGUGGAAGUCAAACGCCCAGCAUUAGCUCCUUACAUGAAAGAAAACAAUCUUGGGACCAUCCUGAAAAUAACAGGUCCACCUGUCAUCCUGAACAUGUCCACCCGGGUCGUCAAUGGCACACAGUUUACCCUCGUGUGCCACGUUCAAGGAGAGCCCUCUCCAAAGAUCAUGUGGAUUGACCCCCAACAGAGCAGACUGCCCAUGAAUGCCAGCGAUACUCCAGUUGUACCAGGCCCAGGGCAGUAUCAGGUUGUGGGGGAGUUACGUGACCCCAAGCUGGGAGGGAACUACACGUGUGUGACCACCAACACCUUCGGCAAUUCCACGCAAGUCAUCUACUUCGCCAGCUUGACAGAAGGCCGAUCAGUGCUCAAAGUAAUCAUCGGUGCCUUGGUUGGAAGCCUCCUUGCAAUCAUUCUGAUCAUUAUUGCCCUCACGUUCUGGAGGAGAAGGAAGGGUAUUCUGGUUUUUACCUCACAGAGAGAAAGAUGCCAGCCGAAAUCAACCAACUAUUGUGAAGUGAAAAUGUACCACCAGCAAGCAACGCCAGAGGAGACUAGCACUGUUCCAGAAUCCCCAGAAGUUAAUGGUCACUAACGGGUGAGCUUUACUGGAUGCGGCGUUUGACUGUGGCCACACCGUCGGACUAGACCUCGCAGAACACAACAAACCCAAGACGUGGUGCCCCGUGAAAGGAGUCGGACUCUGUGCAAAGUGACCAUCGAUAUUUUACAGUCUCCUGUUCAGCGUCUCAACGCAGGGGACGGGGGAACUGAGACUUCUGCUUUUGGAUUGGCUGAUUGCCCAACAAAAAGCCAUCAGUUGCCAAGGUAACCUACUGUGUGGUGUGGGAUCUCCAGCCCCACUGUGCAGGCUAGAAACUUUUAAACCCCAGUGUCACUGGGAAGACUCAGUGACACGAAGCAUGUGUACAGGUUCUGCUCCCCAAACCUACCAGCUGCGGAUUCAUUCUACCAUACGGGCAUCACCUGGCAUGUGUUGGCCAUUGAUCAGAGAUGAUGCUGGGUACCUUCUGGAACUGUGCAGCAGUUUGAUAUGACCGAGUAUCAGAGAGAAGACCCAUUCAUAUUGCUAUGAGUCUGGAGUCGGGGUUCCUUUCCUGAAGGAUAUUUGAGGACCAGUCGCUUUUUUUU
Hemiscyllium ocellatum (epaulette shark) is the source of this 1610-nucleotide messenger RNA. Its product is annotated as sialic acid-binding Ig-like lectin 15. The record is from RefSeq and is a predicted model, not a curated record. Gene Ontology annotation, cellular component: plasma membrane. Bases 76 to 1053 code for a protein of 325 amino acids. The transcript has 6 exons. Gene Ontology annotation, biological process: regulation of actin cytoskeleton organization; regulation of osteoclast development; regulation of bone resorption. Lineage: Eukaryota; Metazoa; Chordata; Chondrichthyes; Orectolobiformes; Hemiscylliidae.